UUGAUCAAUAAUCAGCUUCUUCUUCUUCAUGUGGGUCAGAAUGCAGUCUGGAUCAGACUCUCCAGAUCCUGGACUGAAGUCAGUCCGAAGAUCUCCCCGUCUGUCUCCUCAGAGGAGCAGUAAAGGAAAGGAGGGAAGGAAAGAAGGAGGCGGCCUGAAGGAGGUGAAGAGGAGAGGAAGGAUGGAGAGGAGCCGAGAGGAGGAGGAGCUUAUCGACCGCCUGCAGACGCUGGACGUGUCCAGCAGGUCAGAGGUCAGAGGAACAGGUCUGGUUUACUCUGAGAUCUUCACUCUGCAUCAGAACCUGUGGGACUCCAGUCAUCCAGAGAGACCCGACAGAGUGACGUCCAUCAUGGAGGAGCUGGACAGACAGGACCUGCUGUCUCACUGCACCAGAGUUCCGCCCAGAGAAGCUGUAGAAGAAGAUCUGCUGCUAGUUCACAAGACACAAUAUGUUGAUCUGAUGAAGUCGACUCAGAAGAUGAAAGAAAGUGAACUUCAGGAACUGUCUGAGAAAUACGACUCUGUGUACCUUCAUCCUGAGUCCUACCAGGUGUGUGUGUCUGCGGUGGGUUCAGUCCUCCAGCUGGUCGAUCAGGUGAUGACCUCCAAACUCAGGAACGGAUUCGCUGUCAUCAGACCUCCAGGUCAUCAUGCUCAGUCUAACGAGUCCAACGGUUUCUGUAUUUUCAACAACGUGGCGAUUGCAGCUCGAUACGCUCAGACCAGACACUCAGUCCGCAGGGUCUUGAUAGUGGACUGGGAUGUUCAUCAUGGUCAGGGCAUUCAGUACCUGUUCCAGGAGGACCCCAGUGUCCUGUACUUCAGUGUCCACAGGUAUGAACAGGGGUCUUUCUGGCCUCACCUGUCAGAGUCUGACAGUCAGUAUGUUGGCAGCGGACGAGCUGAAGGCAGAAACAUCAACCUGCCCUGGAACAAGACGGGGAUGACAGAUGCUGAUUACAUCGCAGCUUUUCAACAGCUGCUACUUCCUGUAGCUUAUGAGUUUCAGCCUCAGCUGGUUCUGGUUUCUGCUGGAUUUGAUGCUGCAGUCGGAGACCAGAAGGGGGAGAUGUGUGUGACUCCUAGGUGUUUUCAUGUUCUGACUCACAUGCUCAUGAGUUUGGCAGAAGGUCGACUUGUUCUUGCUCUCGAGGGAGGUUAUAACCUGCAGUCGACAGCAGAGGGCGCUGCAGCCUGUGUCAGAGCUCUGCUGGGAGGAGCCUGUCCUCCUCUGACCCCGCCCACCGCUCCCUCUGACAGUGCUCUGCAGUCCAUCUCUCAGACCGUCUCGGCUCUGUAUCCUCACUGGGCGUCUCUGCAAACACUGGAAGGCGGCCCAUUGGCUGACGGCCGUGUCAUGAGAACAACCACCAAUAAGCAGAGCACAAAGCUGCCGGGCCCGGCUCCCUCUGUUGCCACGGUUACAGGUCUGGUCUAUGACGAGAGGAUGAUGGAGCACCUGAACAUGUGGGACAGACAUCAUCCUGAACAGCCGCAGAGAAUCUUUAAAAUCUUCUCUAAACAUCAGCAGCUGGGAUUGGUCGAUCGUUGCCAACGGAUACCAGCUCGCUUAGCAACAGAAGAGGAGUUGUCCAGGUGUCACAGUGUGCAGCAUAUUGAGCAGAUGAAGGCCACAGCAGUGAUGAAGCCCAGAGAUCUUCACAAACUGGGUCACGAGUUCAACUCCAUCUUCAUCAACAACCAGAGCUUCCAGUCUGCUCUACUGGCUGCUGGAGGCUGUUUCACUGCUGUGGAGAGAGUCCUCACAGGACAGGUGAGUAACGGCGUGGCGAUCGUUCGUCCUCCUGGUCAUCACGCAGAGAGAGAUUCUCCGUGUGGUUUCUGUUUCUUCAACACAGCAGCUCUUGCUGCUCGACACGCCCAGAAAAUAUCCCAUGAUGCACCGCUGCGAGUCCUCAUCCUCGACUGGGACGUUCACCACGGCAACGGGACGCAGCACAUGUUCGAGGAUGACGACAGCGUCCUCUACAUCUCCCUCCAUCGCUAUGACAACGGGAUGUUCUUCCCGUCUUCAGAAGACGCAGCCCCCGACAGGGUGGGCAUUUCCAGGGGGGCGGGGUUUAACGUCAAUGUGGCGUGGAGCGGCGGGCAGAUGGGAGACUCGGACUACCUGGCUGCCUUUCACAACGUCGUCAUGCCGAUCGCUACCGAGUUUAAUCCUGGUCUGGUUCUGGUGUCGGCCGGUUUCGAUGCAGCUCGAGGGGAUCCACUGGGAGGAUAUCAUGUGACUCCUGAGGGAUACGCCCAUCUCACUCACCUGCUGACGUCACUGGCCGGGGGGGUCCUCCUGAUACUGGAGGGAGGUUAUAACCUGUCUUCUAUCUCGGACUCCAUGGCGAUGUGCACCAGCGUGUUGCUAGGAGACCCUCCUCCGUCCUUAGCGACGCCCCUCCCCCCUCCUCAUUACAGCGCCGUGGCAACGAUCAACGAGGUCAUCCGACACCACGCCCCCUACUGGAAGUCUCUGAGGAUACACAUCCCAGAGUCGGUGCGAUCCUCCCUGCCGGCCCUGAAGCAUCGUGGGAAACGUAGUUCUAAAGGGAAAGGCAGGAAGUCAGAGACGAGCGGCACAAACAAACCUCCGCUGCCCCCUGCAGGACUGGAGGACAGGAUGACGGAGCCAGGUCUAGAGCAGCUCACUCAGGGAUUGGCCAGUUUGGACAUAAGUCAAACCUCAGCCAAUCACACUCCUGCUACAUCUGACGCGGUGGGCGGGGCCAGACCGAAGGUCCGCCUCAGCCAGGAAGAGGUGACCUGUGAAGGGGAAGCCACACCUGAGCAGAGCCAAUCAGCAGCGAGCACAGAGCUGCAGCCCCAGGCUGUUGCCGUGGCAGCACCAGAGUCGGUUGCCCCUGGAGAUGAGGAUGCUGGUAGAAUGGGGGCGGAGCCAGAGACGGAGGGAGCGUGUGGUUGGUCGAAACCUGAGACGUCUCUGGAACUGAUGUGUGGAGGACAGACGGAUACCCCUCUGUUCGUGGUGGACCCUCUUUCCUGGUGUCCUCACCUGGAUGCUGUUAAGCCCCUCCCCCCCUCAGGUAUAGACGUCUUCCAGUCGUGUCAGGACUGCGGCUCCGACGCUGAGAACUGGACCUGUCUCACCUGCUACCAGGUGUUCUGUGGUCGUUAUGUAAAUGAGCACAUGGUGACUCACGGCGUUGUGUCUGAACACCCGAUGGUCCUGAGCUUCUGUGACCUGUCUGUGUGGUGCUACCUGUGUGAGUCCUACGUCCACCACCAGAUUCUGUUUGAAGCUAAAAAUGCUGCUCACUGCACCAAGUUUGGAGAGGAGAUCCCUCCAUGGAGCUGAGAGGAGGAGGAGCUGAGGAGGAGGAGGAGAGGAGAUGAGAGGAG
Anoplopoma fimbria (sablefish) is the source of this 3375-nucleotide messenger RNA. RefSeq names its product histone deacetylase 6 (gene hdac6). Gene Ontology annotation, molecular function: zinc ion binding; histone deacetylase activity. Gene Ontology annotation, cellular component: histone deacetylase complex. Gene Ontology annotation, biological process: chromatin organization. The record is from RefSeq and is a predicted model, not a curated record. NCBI's taxonomy places the organism in Eukaryota, Metazoa, Chordata, Actinopteri, Perciformes, Anoplopomatidae.